Molecule: messenger RNA, 414 nt
Organism: Mesorhabditis spiculigera
Lineage: Eukaryota; Metazoa; Nematoda; Chromadorea; Rhabditida; Rhabditidae
Source: the annotation of a GenBank genome assembly
AUGGCUGCAGCCGAGCUGGAGCCGAACGCCGUCGGGCUGUACGUCUACCUGCCGUCGUUCACCCACAUGAUGGUCGACGAGAAGGAGUGUCGAAUGCCGAUGGUCGCGCCAUAUCGUUGCGACGCCAACUGGAUGCUCUGGUACGAUUGCUGCGACACCGGAUGUUGUGGCCGGCUUCAGCCCUGGCUUUACGUGUUGAUUCUUGGCACCGUCAUCGCUGUCAUUGGGCUUCUCGUGGCCAAGCUGACGGUCUGGCUAUGCUGUGGUGGGGAUCGAGAGGAAGAGGAUGUACUGUUCGACAAGAACCACUACGCCGUACACAACCAUAACUAUUUACGCCCGCCGCCGCCAUACUCCUCCUUCUCUCGCAAUGGCUCUCUCCGCAAACACACCCACGGCCACGGACAUUCGACU